GGCUGCAAUGAAUGAUCACAGGGCAAAGGCUGACAUGGCACUGACUGAGGAUGUGGCCAUCACAAACGCCAACACCGCAGAGACUAAGGGCCUUGCAAAUACUGACACCACGCCCACUCCCACUCUGAGUCAGGAACUCAUAUUCGACUGUUUCAAGGAGCCUUGUGUUUCUUCUCACCAGCAGCAGCAGGUGCCAGAUAAGGUGGAGAACAUCCACCAGAGUCUCAUGUCCCACGUCUCUGUGGAUGCCAGGCUGCAAACGGACAUUGUGAGGCUGGCAGAAGAACACCCUGCUGACGUGGUGCUGACCCUCCUGCGCUGUGCCCCAACGUGUGACAGAGCUGCUGCAAUGAUGUGGAGAGCCAUAGGCUCAUCGGGACCAGCACUGGAGAAAGCGCUGCCAACACUGCUCUGUGUGAUGGAGGACUGGCCUCUGCACAGAAUGUGUACCUCCAAUGGGGACAACAAGGAUAUUUUUGCCCUGGCUGCUACUCUGGUGAUCUGGCUGAUUGUCCAAGUGCCUGAGUGCCACAAGGCGAUCAUCCUUUAUUCCUCCCGCCUGUUUGUGGCUCUGCUCUUCCAUGUUGUCAUCACCACACAGCAGAUGCCACCAGAGGAAGUUGAUAAUUUCUGGAGUGCAUGCCAGGAGAAACACCGCCUUCCCAGCAAGCCCAACAGGUUUGCAGUGCAGGCCAUGAAGGCUCUGCUCUGCCGACUGCAGUGUGACCAUGUGGUGGUGGCUAUGGAGCGCAAGCAUGGCUGGGACACGCUGCUGUGUGCUCACACCCAGCACUAUGCCGUGGGUCUGCUGGCCAGGGAGAUGCUCCGUGCUUUGAUCCCUUUGUGUUCUCGCAUCGCACUCCACUUGCUCCGGCAGCUCAGCAGGGAGGAGCCGUGCUGGGAUCUGCCCUUCCUGGCAUUCCUUGUGGAGGUCCUCGAGUGCCUGGACACGACUAAAUGUGGUGACAGCAUGCUGGAGAUUAGGUCAUGGUAGCUGCAGAGCGAGUGCAGGGAGCGGCGUCGCCUGGC
Vidua chalybeata is the source of this 1029-nucleotide messenger RNA. RefSeq names its product maestro heat-like repeat-containing protein family member 1. The coding region runs from base 8 to 994 and encodes 328 amino acids. NCBI's taxonomy places the organism in Eukaryota, Metazoa, Chordata, Aves, Passeriformes, Viduidae. The transcript is spliced from 7 exons. Gene Ontology annotation, cellular component: cytoplasm. The record is from RefSeq and is a predicted model, not a curated record.